This is a messenger RNA of Closterium sp. Naga37s-1, 804 nucleotides long. Lineage: Eukaryota; Viridiplantae; Streptophyta; Zygnematophyceae; Desmidiales; Closteriaceae. The record is from the annotation of a GenBank genome assembly.
AUGAGGCGGCUAGCGGUCUAUAGCGAGCAGAUCUCGUCUGGCAGGUUGCCUCGCAAGAUGGUGUUCACGAGGGCAUGUAGGUGUGUGGUAACCCCCGCGUUGGGGAUGUCGCCGCUUCCUGCUCCUGGAUCUGUGCCGUCGUCUGUGACUCUUGCUGGCCCGGCCCGUGCGCCUGUUGUGGCGCCAGCUCCUGUUGUGGCGUCGUCGUACGCGCCUGCCGUGGCGCCUGAUCCAGCGCCCGCCUCGGCGCAUGCUCUCGCGCCCGCCCUGGCGUCUGCUCCAGCGCCUGCCCCUGCGCCUGCUGCGGCGUUUGUUCCUGCGCUUCCUCCUGCGCCUGCUCCGGCGAUUCCCCUUGCCCCUGAGAAGGCGUUUGUGCCCGUGCCUGUUGUCGCAGCUUCGUCGGCGUCUGUUGGGGCAGCCUUCGUGCCGCCAGAGGCUGCGCCCGCCGGUGCGCCUUCUGCUGCUGAUGCGGACCCGUCUUACCCGCCACCUCUAGCCACCAGCGCCGGCGUGAGCCAGGCGGGGGUUCAGUCGACGCCCGUGGCGCCUCCGCUUGCUCCGUCUGGGCAGCCUCGUCGCCCCCAGUCACCUGCCCGCCGCCCGUCUCGUCCUCAUUCGCCCCUCCCGCACGAUGAGCGGAAAUCGUCGCGGCGCCGACAAGAAUCUCCUCGGGGCCGCCGCUCUCAUGGGAACUGGAGUGCGCGCCGUGGCGCCGAUGCGAUCGGCGCAAGCUCCUUGGUGGUACGGGAGCUGUGGCGGACACAGACAGGGAUUCUUGCCGCUCUGGAGGUGGAUCGCAUGUAA